Vespula vulgaris is the source of this 8596-nucleotide messenger RNA. Its product is annotated as chromatin assembly factor 1 subunit A-B. Bases 793 to 2142 code for a protein of 449 amino acids. NCBI's taxonomy places the organism in Eukaryota, Metazoa, Arthropoda, Insecta, Hymenoptera, Vespidae. The record is from RefSeq and is a predicted model, not a curated record. The transcript is spliced from 9 exons.
ACGAAGAAAUUUGUAACCGGGUAUAAACUCAGAAAAUACAAGAAAGAGAGAGAUAGAAAGAGGAAGAGACAGAGAAAGAGAUAGUAUUACAUUUUGCGCAUGCGUAACAAUCGUCAUUUGUUUCAACGGUUACACCAGUUGCAUCAGUUGCCUUUCUUAUUUGUCGGAUGAUUGACUUUUCUUAUAGAUAGAUCGGCUUUCUUACAGAUUCAUAAUUUCGACUAUUUACAAUCCAUUAAAAUGAAAUUCUCGGAGAUCCGACAAAAUAAAUGUAUCGCGCGUUAAACUUAGAUUAAAAAAUUAUUCACGUUCGUUUACAAUAUUAGUUUGUCGUGGUAUCUCGGAGAGAUAACCUACAAGUUACGUUCGGCCGCGUUUAAAACAUAUAAUCUCGCGAUUUCGUCAUUUCGUACGAAUUAAUUUCUACUUAAUAAAUAUAUAAUAUUUCUAUAUAACGGAGUGUUACUCGUAAGAGUGAAAGUGAAUAAUCAUAAUCAGUGUUGGUGUGUUUUAUUUUAUUGUUCAAUACCACAGUGCUUAAAUCGCAGUGUUCUGAAAAAAAAGAAAAGAAAAAAGAGAAAAGGAGAGAAAAAAUAGUGUGGCUUAGUUUGAUCUGUUAAACGAAAUAAAAGAGUGAUAAAGAUUGUUAGAUCAUAUCAUCGAUGUGUUUAACAAUAUCCCAAGGUGAUAAUUUACGAUCGAUUUCUAAAUCGAUUUUACAACGAUAGAGAUCUAAAGAAAAGUUGGGAAUACUUCGGUGGCAUCGAAGAACUUCGUAAAUGAAAAGACAAGAUGCCAGCAGCCGGUGCGGCAGUACCGGACGUGGCCGAAGGUGCCGGACAAUUAGGUGAACUGGACGAACCACCUGAACCUCGUGUACGUGGACCAAGUGGUCGAGCUGGAUUGAUGAAACCACUGGUUGUCCUUGCGCUUCCCGGAAUGUAUCUUUUCUACAAGUACAGUCAGUACAGGCGGGAGCAACGUGAGCUGUCUCGUAGAAGAGUCACCGAGAGGGAACUCCAACAUCUUCAUCACAAAAUCGACAAAUUGUUAACGAAGUUGGAAGAAAACGAACCGGAGUUGGCCUCUUCGCAGGAAGACGAAUGCGUGAUAUGCGUGAACGCAAGGGCUACGAUGCAAACGGCACCAUGCGGACAUCGUGUGGUUUGCAGACGUUGCUUUGUAAAAACGAUACAGAUGGCUGUGUCGCAGCGUCUCUUACCACUGAGAUGUGUCAUAUGCAGAGCGAAAAUUCUCCGAUUAAAACAGACUCUUAUUCCACGAGAUUAUUCGAUGUCCGGGAAAUCAUGGGUCUUGCCUCAAAGUGCAUCAGAGUACAAUAUGGGUAUAGGAGUAAGCGUUGGAGUAUCUGGACCAGGAGGUAGAUGGGGUACAGGAAGUGUACCAGCUUCUGCUUCUCUUUAUUCUAUGGCCAGCGGUUCGUCAUCCAUUUCCGGAGUGUCUUCCGUGUCUUCGGCAACGUCGUCGUCUGUUAGUAGUACCGGAAGUACAGGUUCCACCCUUGGCAAACCAACGAGAGUGAGACAACCAACCGGUGCGACCCUAAGACGUUCCCAAACUCAGUCGAUGAAGCUGCGUAUUCAAGAAUACCAGGAUCCAAUUCAGCAAGUAGCUGAGGAAGAAGACAUUAUGAGAGAAAAUCGUAGAUUACCACCUAUCAAAGAGUUUCAAAGAGAUUAUCGUGCUGGAAAGGCCUCUACUAGAAUACGAUGUGCUCAGAAGAUUGUGACGCAAUUGGAGACAACACCGAGUACAAGAGGGACGUCGAACGUCGCGACUUCCGGUUCAUCGUCGACGUCGUCAUCGUCCUCGUCUUCGUCAUCGUCGUCGUCGUCGUCGUCAUCGAAUGGAUCGUCGAAUGGACGUUCGACGUCGAAAAGGCCGCCAGCACAACCGAAAAUGUCGGUGGUUCAAGAGAUUCAAAAAUUGAAGAAAGAAAAGGAACGAGAAAAGGAGAGAGAAAAGGCGGAAAAAGCGCGACAGAAGGAGGAAGAGAAGGCUGAGAAAAAUAGACAAAAGGAGGCCAAAAAAUUGGCUAAGGAAGAAAAAAAAAGAGCGAAGAAGGAAGCAAAAGCGAGACGAAAGGAAGCUGAGGAAGCUCUUUUAAGGGACGAUAAGUAAAGUUUUCUAUCGAUUUUCUACUUGAUCAAAGGAAGAUCAAAAGAGAUCGAGAUAACGAUAGACGGACUUGGACUGGUGGCCAUUGCCCACGCGAAGAAAGGACUUUUUAAGGAAUUGGAGUAUUGUACCUGAUGAGUCACAGAUCGAUCCUUUUUUAUAUCUAACUGUACGAAAAGAGAUAAAUAAAAAGAGAAAGAGAAAUAAUCUGAUAAUUAAUUAAAUACCUAGAAUUGUUAAAAAUUAAUAAUUAUCGUUAAAGACGUUCGAAAAGAACGGACAACUGUAGUUCCGAGAUAUCAAAGAAAAAAGAAAAAAAGCGAGAGAGAGAGAGAGAGAGAAAUAAAAGGAUACUUCGAGGAUUCUGUGACUCAGCUCGAACAGUUCAAGAACGGAUGUUAUAUGUGUCGGAAGGAAGGGUGUCCCUGUUAAUGUAUUGAAGAAGUUACUAUGUAAGAGAAAAAAAUUAAAAACAACAAAAAGAAAAAAAAAGAAAAAGAAUCUAGAAGCGGCCAAAAACUUAGUAAACCGUCAUAUCGAGUUAAUCGCGGACUAAUUAUCGUUAUAAAAAUUCGAACUUAGGUCGUAUAUAUAUAUAUAUAUAUAUAUGUACGUAUGUAUGUAUAUAUGUAUGUAUGUAUAUAUUAUUGAUAACACAAGUAAUUUUUUCUUUUUCUUUUUUAACUCUUUCCGUAAUUACUUCCAUAUUUAUCACGAAACGUUUCGAUCUAUCCUCUUAAUCAUCGUCAAUCAUUAAAAAAAAAAAAAAAAAAGAAAAAGAGCACGAGAUAUUCAUUAUUUCUUUAAUAGAUUAAAACCGAUUAUAAUUAUCUUUUUUAUUCUUUCGAUCAUCGUUUUGACGUCUCUCCGUAAUCAUGUAAAUAUGUUCCAUGAAGGAAAAAAAAAAAAAGAAAAAGAAAAGAAAACUAAAUGACGAUAAAACGUAUGUACGUCGUGUGCAACGGAUAGCCUAAGAAAUUUUAUUAUUAUUAUUAUUAUUAUUAUUAUUAUUAUUAUUAUUAUUAUUAUUAUUAUUAUUAUUAUUUAUUAUUGUUAUUAUUAUUAAUAAUUAUUAUUAUUAUCAUAUAAAAUAAUGCAACAAAAGGGUAUACGUAAGUAUAUAUAUAGUAUACAUGAAAGAUAUAAAUAUUCGUGAAAGGUUCGAGAAUUUAUAAUUCAAAUUCGAUCGAGUUGAUCUAUCCCACAAUUUUUUUUCUUUCUUUGUCUCUCUCUUUCUUUCUCUCUCUCUCUCUCUCUCUCUCUCUCUGUCUCUCUCUCUCUCUCUCUCUCUUUCUAUUUCUCUUUCUCUCUUUCUCUCUUUUUCUUUCACAAAUAAUAAUCAUAAAAGAAAAUAAAUGUUAUUCUAAUAAUUGAAAAAAGAGAAAGGGAUACAUAAAUAAAGAAACAGAGAGAGAGAGAGAGAGAGAGAGAGAGAGAGAGAGAGAGAGAGAGAGAGAGAGAGAAAUGAAAUACUAUUUUAAAAAUUAUGAAUCCCUGCUUUCAUCAUCAGUAUACGAUUUUAUUCUAAAAAAAUCUAUAAGGUUCUAUGAUUAUUAUAAUUAUUAUAAAUGCUAUUAAUAAUAUAAUGAUAAUAAUGAUGAUAAUUGUGAUUAUGAUAAUGAUGUUGAUUAUUAUUAUUAUUAUUAUUUUUCCUUUUUAUUUUUAUUAUUAUUGUUGUUGUUAUUAUUAUUAUUAUUGUUGUUAUUAUUAUUAUUAUUAUUAUUAUUAUUAUUAUUAUUAUUAUCAUUAUUAUUAGCGAUUAUAUUAACAAAGUAGGACUCCCAAUUAAAAUCCUCUUUGUACUCUCUACUUUCUUAUAUACACAUACGUCCCGAGCAUCUCUAAAAAUCCUUUUCAACAAGCGAAAAUCAAAAGCAAUUUUUUUACGAGAUCUGCAAAGGACAAUGAUACACAAAAAUGCAAUCGCAAUAUCAAAAAGAAAAGUUAAACGAUAGUAGAGGAAUAACAAAAUGAGUCUCGAUUUACAAUCUAUAAAGAUAUAAAUGUAUGUGUAUGUAUUCGAUUUGAUUACAUAUUUUCCAUGUAUAUAGGGUGUCAAAUUUUAAUCGUUUCACAAGAAAAUUAUCGAGAUUAUUUAAAUAUUAAUAACGAAAGAUCAUCGUCAUGAACGUUUCAAAUUGUGUAUUUCUGUUUGUGUGCGUGUAUGUAUGUGCGUGCGUGUGAUGUACUUUUUCUUUUGUGUAAUUUCAUUAGUAUGGUUUUCUUUUUUAUUUUUUGUGAGUUCAUUAAAAUGUGACACCUUAUAGAUAUAGGAUACGUAUGUACAUACAUAUAUAUAUAUAUACACACACACACACACACAUAUAUAUGUGAUAUAUAUGUUUCUUUGUCGAUUUAACGUUACUUUUAUCAUCGUUCCUUGUCCUCCGUAAAAACCCGACCUAAUUUACGCACUGCCGAUAAUAAUUUGUCUUUGUUAAUGAAACAAAAACAAAAAAGAAAGAGAGAGAGAGAGAGAAAGAGAGAAAAUAAAAAAGAAGAAAAUGAUUAGCUUCGUUCUCGUGGAUGAGAAAGUCUCCAAGCGUGAAUCCCAAUGAUUCUUUUCUUCGAUCGUAUCGUCUAACAUCUAAAUGCUAUCGUUAUAAAAACGAUAUUAUUGUAACAAAUGAUAAGAUGGUAUAAAAAAGAAGAAAAAAAAAAAAAAAAGAGAGAACGUCAAGCUCGUUGGACGAUUAAACGACGACACGUUUUACUUUUCCACCACGAUGUUCGUUAUCAUGUGCUCAUUGAUUCUUAGAUAUAGUAUUAUUAAACGAAGAUCCAGCAAACGGUGUCGUUGAUAAAGUAAACGAGAUAAAUAAAAUAAUGAUAAAGAAUGAAAAAAAGAAAGAAGUAAAGAGAAGAACGAAAUUUGUCGAACGUGGCAGGAAACGUUUGUUGAGAGGCACAUAUCAGUAGUAAUUAUUAGGGGGAAAAAAAAUAAAAAUAAAAAUAAAAAAAUAAAAGGAAAGAAAAAAGUUCAAAAAUAAAAAAAAAGGGAAGAAAAAAAGUAAAAUAAAUAAAAUCUACGUAUGUACGUACGUAAGUACUUACGUACGUAUGUGUCUACGUAUGUAGGUAUAUACGUAUAUAUAUAUGUAUAUAUGUAUACGUACAUUCCAAUUGGCAUUUUGCCAUCAUUGAUUAUUAGCUAUAACGUAGAGACCGUCAAUUAUUAUCGCAGUAAUGAUAAUUAAUUAAUCAAUGGGUUUCCAAAGUGGUCUAACGAGCUCGAUAACCAAAUAAUAUCGAUUAAAUUUUUAAUUACGAUUCGAUCGAACGAAAUUAUUCUUAAAGGAAACAAAUUUUUCUUUUCGAAAUGAAACGAAGACAUUGACACUACGCACAAAAAUAUCCAAUGAAAAUUGAUUGUUCUCUUGCGAGAGGAUAGGAAUGAGACUUUCUCGAUCCACUUAGAACAAGAUAAGGAAUGAAACGAUGAUCGCUAUGUAAAAUGUAAAGAGAUACAUAUAUAAACAGAAAUGUUCUCUGCUAUCGUAAAGUCAAUUUUAUCGAGUACGAAUGUGUAUGUGGUACGUACUGUAAGGGAUACGCAAUCGCAUUUGGAAUCAGUACGUUACAUGAUAAAACGAAAAUUCUAACUGAGCAUUCUAAUAUAAGUAGUUUGAUAAUUAUCAUUUUUCUUUUUCUAAUACGUAAGUAUGUAGAUAUCUGUAAAAAAGAAAAAAAGGAAGAAAAAAGAUAUGAAACGUAAUUGCAAUUGAAAUUUUAAUUAACGAUACAUGCUCCUAUUUUAUAAUAAUUUUUAUCGCACGGUUAAAAAGCAUGUCGUUAAAAAAAAAAAGAAAAAGAAAAAGAAAAAGAAAGAGAGAUAAAAAAGAAAAGAAGAGAAAGACAAAAUCGCGAAGAAAUUUCAAUCUGAAAAUUUUUAUCGUACUGAUUCCUUAGCGAGCAUUCGCGUCAUUUCAAAUAUUCGCGGCAACGUGUGUUUUCGAUGGCCUCCGCCAGGUGGCGGCGACCUUCGUGGCGGGAGAAUCGAUAGGGGUUCGAUUCUACGUCACACUAGUCGGAAAUAUCUACUACAUCUGUAGGAUCGUGUCGACGAAUGGAACGUAGAGAAUAUAAAAUAAUAUUGUGUUUUAUAGAGAUAGGAUAAAAAGAAAAAUAAUGUAAAAGAGAGAGAGAGAGAGAGAGUGAGAGAGAACGAGAAGAUGUAUAUUCUGUGUAUAGAUUCAUGCAAAAUAUCCUAAGCGUGAAAAGAACAAAUGGAAUGAUUAAAUACGAAAGAUUAUAUAUAUAUAGAAAGAAAAGAACGACUGUUGGCAAUAAUAUAAAUUUAUGUAUGUACACGAUCUAAGCAAAAGAAAAGAAAGUAAUGAUUAAAAAAGAAAGAAAAAGAAAAAAAAAGGAAAGGAAAAAGAAAGAGAAAGAAAUAGAGUGAGACGAUCAUUUCGUACAUAGAUUUCGCGUGUAAUAUCACAUCUUUCUAAAGGACAUCUCAAUAAAACGAGUUCGUUGUAAUUUAAUCGUAUAAUAAGAGAGAUUUGUAGACAGUUUAUAUUAAUAUUACUAGUCCCGCUCGACCGUAAAGCGAAAAAGAAUACGUAUAUAGUGAUUUUUUUGUUAAAAAAAAAAAAACACGGAUAUACACACACACACAUACGCGCGCACACACACACACACAUACAAAAGAAGAAGAGGAAGAAGAAAAAAAGAAGAAGAAGAAACUAAUAAAUAAAUAAAUAAAUAAAUAAAUAACGUAAUACACACUCGCGUAACGACUUUCAACAAAAUUAUAGGAAGCUUCGCAAGUCGAUCUCAACAUUUAGAUACGAUAUUAAAUCAUUUAUUACUCUCAUAUAGGAAGACAAAGAGAAAGAAUUUUAAAGCGAAUCAACAAAAUUCUAAAAUGAAAUGUACUUGUUCGUUUGGUGAAUUUCAAAAAAAAAAAAAAAGAGAAAAGUUAAUCCGAAUUUCGAUCGAUCGACUCUCGAAGCACCGACGAGUUUAUUUUUUUAUAGAAUCUGACAUAAUAGAUACGUAUACGUGUACAUAUAUGUAUAUUGUAUAUGUACAAGUAUAUGUAAAAUGUAUAUGAUGCGUUAAAGUAACGACGGGUUAGUUGCCUUCUGUUGUAGAAAGUAGAAAGAAUGAGAGAGAAAGAGAAACAGAGAGAGAGAGAGAGAGAGAAGAGAAAUAGAGACAGUGCAUACAUGCUAUUUUCUACUGACGAUUCGAAAUACUAUUAGAAACAUGAGUCUCGUAAAAAUUUAUGCCUCGUUUUUCUACGUGAAGAAGAAAAAGAAGAAGAAGAAGAGACGAAAAAGAAAAAGAAGAAGAAAAAUAAAAUAAAAUAAAAUAAAAUAAAAUAAAAUAAGGAAAAGUUCACAAAGAAAAGGAAAGACGCAGGAAAAGAAAUGAAAAUUAAAAGGAAGCGCGUCGUAAGCAAAUCAAAAGUAAUUUCAAAAAGAAAGGAAAGAGGAGCAAAAAAAGAAAACGGAAAAAUAAAACAAGAAAAACAUUUCUAACAAAUUUCCAAUUCUUAGCGUUAUCGAAGUUGAAAUAGGAACGAUGUGACGUUAGUUAGAGAGAAAGAAAAAGAAAUACGUAUAUUAUAAUAUAUAAAUCGUACACAAGAGGUCCGACGUUCUCGAUGCUUCUUCUCGAUCGACGGUUGAUCCGAAAAAAAGAAUAAAAUAAUUAAAAAAAUAAAAAAAGGAACGUCGUUACGUUCGAAGCGCGACAUAAUACUAAUAAUAAUAAUAAUUAUAAUUAUAAUAAUAAUAAUAAGAGGAAGAAUAAUAAUAAUAAUAAUAAUAAUAAUAAUAAUAAUAAUAAUAAUAAUAAUAAUUAAUAACGUUAUUAAUAAAAUAAUGAUUAGUCAUAACGAUGAUAAUGAUGAUGACGAUAAUGAUUAUGAUAAUGAUGACGAUAACGAUGAUACCAAUAUAAAUAAACUAUGAGAAAGAAAGAUAAAAGAAAAAGAGAAGGAGAGAGAUAGAGAGAGAAAAAGAGAGAAAGAAAGAAAGAAAGAGACACAACAUUUAUAUAUCGUAGUCUUAUAAGCGCUAAAAAAAAAGGUUAGAAAACGAGUAGCAUUUUUGGUUUUUCUACUACGCGCUUCAUAGAAAUAUCUUAGAGGCGAGAUCCUUCUUUUUCAAAAUGUAGGAUAAGCAACCGUACGUUUUGGUCUUCGAGGACUCGCGCUCGAUAAAAAGGACGAAGAGCUUGGACGGUUGAUUUUAUCGAGUCUAUUUUUAGUAGUUUUGUUUAACGACUAAUGGAACAAGAAAGCGAAGAUGAUGAAGAAAAGAAGCCGCGCGAUAGAGGUUAUAUAUACAUAUAUCUAUAAAUAUAUACAUAUAUUUAUAUAUGUGUGUGUAUAUAUAUAUAUAUCGACUAUCACACAACGUGUUAAGCGACGUGUUACGAUCUUGUAUGUAUGAAUAAUGGAGUAUCGAAGAGAAAAAUCAAAUAAAACGUUAUACGAAGCAUA